This is a messenger RNA of Beta vulgaris subsp. vulgaris (sugar beet), 1695 nucleotides long. Its product is annotated as F-box protein At3g07870. The transcript has 2 exons. Bases 336 to 1409 code for a protein of 357 amino acids. The record is from RefSeq and is a predicted model, not a curated record. Gene Ontology annotation, molecular function: protein binding. Lineage: Eukaryota; Viridiplantae; Streptophyta; Magnoliopsida; Caryophyllales; Amaranthaceae.
CAACUAUUAGAGGUAAGAAAGAAAAAUAGAGCACGAAUCAUAUUUGGUAGUGUUUUUUUAGAUGCCAAAUUGCCAAUGACAACUGUCGUGUGCAAUCUACUGCAAUUACUUGCUUACCUAAAAUCCAAUCCUUCCUUCACAUAAACUACUCUUAUGCACUGAAAAUUCUCACCUUCAAACAAGCUUUUCCGUACUAUGGGAAUCUAAGAUCACUCCGUGCAUCUGUUGUAAAAUCAUUGGAAACUUGGGAAGAUCUCACAACUUCAAUUAUCAAGAUUCUUUGAUGUGUGCUAAAGGGAUGUAAAUUGAUGUCAUCUGCUCUUUGCUAUUGAGCAAUGAUGAAGAAAGAGGAAUCAAAUCGAUCCCCUUUUGAGGAAGUUCCUUCCUCAAUUAUAUGCGAUAUUUUGUCAAGACUUCCAAUUAAGGCAUGCCUUAAUUGUAAGUUUGUUUGCAAAGAAUGGUAUCAUGUUGUAAUGAAUCCUGUGUUUAUGGAGUUGCGUCGUUCUCGUAAUUUCUAUUUUACCCUAUUGUUCUAUGGUAAAUUUUGUAACUCGACAACAAACUUUAUAUUGCUUGAUCUAGAUAACGCCUCAAGUGUGGACAACAUGGGUAAUGUAUGUGUAAGUGUUGAUGCUAUGGUUAGGUUCAAGUCUGAAUUUAACAUCCCCAAUUGGAAAUUGCAUUUGGUUAAUCAGUGUAAUGGGGUUAUCUGUUUAAAGGCUCGAGAGAUGUGGAGUCCUUAUGUCAUUUGCAAUCCCCUAACGUGUCAAUUUGUGACCGUCAAGCAAAGUCGUAAACCGUUUCAUUCUCUUCAGGGUUAUGGUUUAGGAUGCUGUCCUGUUUCAGGCCAAUUCAAAAUACUUAGAAUCCUCAUGACUAAGUUUAAGUAUGUGGCCGAGAUACAGACACUUGGUACCGAUGAAUGGAGGAGCAUUGGUGACGCACAUAUAUGUAAAGAAAGACUUGGAGCUUACAUGCAUGACUCACUUCAUUGGUACUCUUCCAAAGACCAUUGCAUAUGGUCAUUUCAUUUCGGAAAUGAACAGUUUCUAUGUGUUCCAGUACCUGAUGAUACAAAGGGCAAUGCCUCAGCAGAUGUUGUGGUUUUUGAUUCUUACCUUUGCUUCAGUUGUAUCUCGAAAGAGGGUUAUCAAAGGGAAAUUUGGCUUAUGAAGGUGUACGGCAUGAAAGAUUCGUGGGUGAAGCAAUUUGUUAUGGAGAAGGGAGAAUUUGGAUUGUUGUAUGUACCUCUGCUGCGAAUGGGUAGUGGGGAAAUAUUGGUAUCUUUUAGAGGCAGAUGUAAUCUUUUAGCGUACGAUCUUAAAUCUGAAACUUAUAAAAAGGUUAAAGUAGAUGGAGUUUCUUCUUUCGACGUGGUGACAUGUGAUAUAAAACUUAAUGAAUUAUAAUGAUGUAAGUGAAGCUUAAGAAAUACUAAUUGUUAGUGUACCCUUUGUAUGCUCAUUGCUCAAUCCUUCCAGAAUUUUGCUGGCAGAUUACUAUGAGAACACUUGUUUACUAAAUUUAACAAGGUUUUUCUUUCUCUAUAUGUACUAUGUAACACUGAGUCAUUGACAACUCUCGGCUCUAGUUUGGCAAUAUCUUGCAUUCUUGCUAUUCCUAGAUAUAUUUGUCAUGAUGUAUUUGUAUAUCCUGAAGUUAGAAAAUAUAAUUUGUCUAUAUUAUUAUCAUGAA